Marmota flaviventris (yellow-bellied marmot) is the source of this 1746-nucleotide messenger RNA. It is a transcript of the gene Stk38l, whose product is annotated as serine/threonine kinase 38 like. Gene Ontology annotation, biological process: protein phosphorylation. NCBI's taxonomy places the organism in Eukaryota, Metazoa, Chordata, Mammalia, Rodentia, Sciuridae. The record is from RefSeq and is a predicted model, not a curated record. Gene Ontology annotation, molecular function: ATP binding; protein serine/threonine kinase activity.
GAGGGGCGCCCGGCCGGCUGCGGUCCGUGCGGAGGCUGAGCCGGCCGCGGGCGCGACUGGAGGCAGUUUCUGUUACUAUGGCAAUGACGGCAGGGACUACAACAACCUUUCCUAUGAGCAACCAUACCCGGGAAAGAGUGACUGUAGCCAAGCUCACAUUGGAAAAUUUUUACAGCAAUCUAAUUUUACAGCAUGAAGAAAGAGAAACCAGGCAGAAGAAAUUAGAAGUGGCCAUGGAAGAAGAAGGAUUAGCAGAUGAAGAGAAAAAAUUACGCCGAUCACAACAUGCUCGCAAGGAAACGGAGUUUUUACGGCUCAAGAGGACCAGGCUUGGCUUGGAUGACUUUGAGUCUCUGAAAGUUAUAGGAAGAGGAGCUUUUGGAGAGGUACGGCUGGUCCAAAAAAAAGAUACAGGACAUAUCUAUGCAAUGAAGAUAUUGAGAAAGGCUGAUAUGCUUGAAAAAGAACAGGUGGCACAUAUCCGAGCAGAAAGAGAUAUUUUGGUGGAAGCAGAUGGUGCCUGGGUGGUGAAGAUGUUUUACAGUUUUCAGGAUAAGAGGAACCUUUAUCUCAUCAUGGAAUUUCUUCCUGGAGGUGACAUGAUGACAUUGUUAAUGAAGAAGGAUACCUUGACAGAAGAGGAAACACAGUUCUACAUUUCAGAGACUGUUCUGGCAAUAGAUGCAAUCCACCAGUUGGGCUUCAUCCAUCGGGAUAUCAAGCCAGACAACCUUUUAUUGGAUGCCAAGGGACAUGUAAAAUUAUCUGAUUUUGGUUUAUGCACGGGGUUAAAGAAAGCUCACAGGACUGAAUUCUACAGAAAUCUUACACACAACCCACCAAGUGACUUCUCAUUUCAGAACAUGAACUCAAAGAGGAAAGCGGAAACAUGGAAGAAAAACAGGAGACAACUGGCAUAUUCCACAGUUGGGACACCAGAUUACAUUGCUCCAGAAGUCUUCAUGCAGACUGGUUACAACAAGUUGUGUGACUGGUGGUCUUUGGGAGUGAUUAUGUAUGAAAUGUUAAUAGGCUAUCCACCUUUCUGCUCCGAAACGCCUCAAGAAACAUACAGAAAAGUGAUGAAUUGGAAAGAAACUCUAGUAUUUCCUCCAGAAGUACCUAUCUCUGAGAAAGCCAAGGAUUUAAUUCUCAGAUUUUGUACUGAUUCUGAAAAUAGAAUUGGGAAUAGUGGAGUAGAAGAAAUAAAAAGUCACCCCUUUUUUGAAGGCGUAGACUGGGGGCAUAUAAGGGAAAGGCCAGCAGCAAUCCCUAUAGAAAUCAAGAGCAUUGAUGACACUUCAAAUUUUGAUGACUUCCCUGAAUCUGAUAUCUUACAACCAGUGCCAAAUACCACAGAACCAGACUAUAAAUCCAAAGACUGGGUCUUUCUCAAUUAUACCUACAAAAGGUUUGAAGGGUUGACUCAGCGUGGCUCUAUCCCCACCUACAUGAAAGCUGGGAAAUUAUGAAUGAAGAUCACAGUCACCCAUAACCAAGAGAACUCAGGUAGCUGCAUCACCAGGCUUGCUUGGCAUAGGUAACAAGACACUGAAAUACCCUGAAGACGGUGGUGCUUAUUGACUACAAGAGGAAAUUCUACAGGAUUAGGAUUUCUAAGACUACUACAGGAAUUGGUUGGCAGUGCCAGCUGGCUUUUUUUUUUUUUAAUAUUUUAUUGAUUUUGUUAACUUUAUUAUACGAAGGUACUGGAAUAAAAGGAACGUACAUCCCUUUCUAACUGCA